UGUUCCACUUCCACUCCUCCCAGACUCCCCCAGGAAUGGUCUCAAGACUCAAGACUUGGUUCCACUCUCUCCUCCCUGAGACCAAUUUACCUCACCAUUUGAGAAAGACAAGUUCUUUUUGUUCUGUCUUAGCUAAGCCCUCACUCACUCCUUGGCCUUGUCCUUCAAACUCUCUUUCACCCAGUUCAUUCUCAUUGAUUUCCUUUCUGUAGACUCUUGUCUUGGAAUAAAAGGCAAGAUGAGCAACAUUGCAGCUGAGAAAGUCAAGAUAUGCCACACUUCAUCUGAGAAUUUGUUGCUGAGCUUGGUCGACCUAUUUCAUCAAUACACCGGGCGUGAUGAUAAGAUCAACAAGGAAAACCUGCUGAAGCUGCUGAAGGAGAACUUCCCCAACUUCCUCAAUGACUGUGAAAGAAGGGGCAAAGAUUACUUAUGCAAUGUCUUUGAGAAAAAAGACAAGAAUGAGGAUAAGAAGAUUGACUUUUCCGAGUUUCUCUGUGUAGUGGGGGACAUAGCCACUGACUACCACAAACAGAGCCAUGGUGCGCCGCCCUGUUCCGGGGGACCCCAGUGAUUCCAGGCCAGUCCGGCCUAGAGGCUUCCAGAGUCCUCCAAAACAAUAAAGUAUCUCCUUGCACCUGACACUUGCAUUACUCCUUCCUUUUCUUUUGGUGGUGU
Loxodonta africana (African savanna elephant) is the source of this 678-nucleotide messenger RNA. Its product is annotated as protein S100-A7-like. Gene Ontology annotation, molecular function: calcium-dependent protein binding; calcium ion binding. The transcript has 2 exons. The coding region runs from base 239 to 574 and encodes 111 amino acids. Lineage: Eukaryota; Metazoa; Chordata; Mammalia; Proboscidea; Elephantidae. The record is from RefSeq and is a predicted model, not a curated record. Gene Ontology annotation, cellular component: cytoplasm.